Molecule: messenger RNA, 417 nt
Organism: Volvox carteri f. nagariensis
Lineage: Eukaryota; Viridiplantae; Chlorophyta; Chlorophyceae; Chlamydomonadales; Volvocaceae
Exons: 5
Biological process (GO): protein import into mitochondrial matrix
Cellular component (GO): TIM23 mitochondrial import inner membrane translocase complex
Source: RefSeq, a predicted model, not a curated record
GCCGCCCGAGUAUUGGCCCAGGUCUUGGUGGCGGGUGCGACUGUGCUGUUCCGGGCAGCCACCCAGGCCUGGGCCCAGGCGCUCGUCAAUGCUCAGAAGUCGGGAGUGGCGAGUGAGGCCGCUCAGGCGGGUGCAACCGCCGCCAAGAAAGCGGGCCAGAUGGCCAUCCAGGAGGCCCACAUGAUCCUGGGGGUGGAUGCGAAUGCGCCGUGGGGAGAGGUGGUCAAGCGCUUCAAGCACCUGUUCGAUGUGAAUGAGAAGCACGGGUCCUUCUACCUGCAGAGCAAGGUGUACCGCGCGAAGGAGUGUAUCGAAGAGGAGUACAAGCGGUUGGGGUUGUACGGCCCAGAGGAAGAACAGCAGCAGCAGCAGCAGCAGCAACAGGACAAUGCACAACAGCAGCAGAAGCAGCAGUAG